CAUUUUUGUGGAGCGGCACAACAAGACAACCGAGAAAAGCUCUCUAUUUUCUACUAAAUUAAUCCCGAUAUUUACUAAGAAUGUGUGACCGAAACACAACAACAUUUUGACCGGGUCAAACAUCCGUUUGAGUGACCGGGCAGAAUAUGUGUGAUAUGGAUAGAUGAUUGAUUAUUGAUAGGCAUCUAGAGUGACGACUUUUGGAAAAUAGGUGAUUCAUAAAGGAUUGCUAAUGCUUUUAUUUGAGGAAGUCUAAAAGUUAUUGGAGAGAAGCCAAAUAUCUUGACUGUACAAAUAGGAAUGGCAGAGCAGGAUUUUCUCCCUGAUGAAGGUUUGAAGCUUCAACAGAGUUUCCAACCUUCCCCUUAUGAGCCCUUAAACUCUCGAACUGAAGCUUCAGCCAAGGAGGCACAUAGCGCUGCUGACAGCUCUGAUCCUUUGUGCACUUCUCUCAUGGUGGAGACUGACUACACAACAAAUCUUUCCAAAUCCACAAAUUUCCACAGUGAAAAUCAAAACAGCCCUGACUUGGAGGAUCUAGACACUUACAACCUGAUUGAGCCCCCUCCACUGGACUGGAGGUCUGACUCUUCCAGUGAGGCCGGUUUGGUUGGAGAACUUGAAAGCUGUUUGGUGGUAGAUUUUGAGGGUCCUGGAUCUUUUAACAUGGACAUGAAUGAAGACAAAACGUCUAAUGCUGACUAUAGAGCUCAUGACUCCAGUGAAGCUUCGGAUAAAACAGAGGGGCUUUUGAUUCAAGAAAUGUGCACGGCCAAGCCAAAAAUGAGUGGAUUGCAAAAUCAGGAAGAGCAACUGCAAAGAAAAGAGAUGCAGGUGUUGGAUAACAAAAGAAUAAUUAAGAAUGAAGAAAUAAGUAGGACACAUGAUCUUGACCACUCCCACAUUCAAAGUCUCCUGACUCAGCUUAAUUUCUUCCAUCCAUCAACUCCUCUUGAUAUUCCCACCCACUGCAGUCCUGACGACUCGGCUAAUCACAGUGCUCCGCAACUCUCUUCUACUCCAGCAGAAGCCACUCCUGCCUGCCAGGACUUGAAGCCGAUUGUCCAACCAGCAUGUGCAGACAUGAGUAUCCCCGCAGCUCUGCUCUUUUCACGGGAUUAUCAGAAAGAACUUCUGCAGCUAUUGGAGGAACCAGACUGUGAGGAACCCAAAGCCGACCCACAGGGGAAUGCCGAAACUCGGUUAGGACUUAGAAGGCAGAGCAGUGAUGCUUUUGAGAUGUUCUCAGCAUCUCACUGUGAGGAUGCCUGGCAUAGACACCUGCAGGAUGAGCUGUUGGUCUCAGGAGUCACAGAGGAGGAACAGUUGGUAGCGUCUGAAGGCCUGGCUACAGAUCAGUCUGUCGGGGAGAGCAAUGAUCAGAAAGCCGAGAUGCAGCCUGCUUAUAAGAAUGUGCCUGGUCCAUGUGACCCUGAAGACCUCCUGGAUGGGGUUAUCUUUGGUGCAAAAUAUCUUGGAUCUACACAGUUACAAUCUGAGAAGAAUCCCUCCACCAACGCUCGUAUGGCCCAAGCACAAGAGGCCAUGGAUCGCAUUAAGGCACCUGAAGGGGAGUCUCAGCCUAUGACCGAAGUAGAUCUGUUCAUUUCCACACAGAGAAUCAAAAUACUGAGUGCUGACACACAGGAGGCCAUGAUGGAUCAUGCUCUGCAGAUGAUUUCAUACAUUGCAGACAUCGGGAAUAUUGUGGUUCUGAUGGCUCGCAGAAAGCCAGCUGGUCGCAAAAUAGCAGAAUCCACGGCCAGCUCCACACCACCACAAAAGAAAUGCUGGAUGAUUUGCCACGUGUUUUCUUCAGAGGAUGCUCAGAUCAUUGCACAGGCCAUCGGGCAGGCAUUUGGUGUCGCAUAUCAGCAGUUUCUGUAUACUAACGGAAUUAAAGCCAGUGACCUGCGGCCAGGCGAGUAUAGUGAUUACCUUGGCACUCAGGAGCUUUAUAACGGAGACCUGGUUCACUUUUCCCGUUCAGAAAACAUCAGAGAGGUGUGUAUAUCGAAGAAAGCAGGGGAUAUAUUAGGUGUUGCAAUUGUGGAGUCUGGCUGGGGCUCCAUCCUGCCCACUGUUGUUGUAGCCAACUUGCUGCAUGGAGGACCUGCGGAACGUUCCGGCGAAUUGAGCAUCGGUGAUCGCAUCAUGUCCGUUAAUGGCACCAGUCUCGUGGGGCUCCCUAUCGUCACCUGCCAAAGUAUCAUACGAGACCUGAAGACCAUGUCGAUGGUGAAGCUCAGCAUUGUCCACUGUCCACCCGUCACCAUGGCGAUCAUCAAGCGCCCAGACACCAAGUAUCAGCUAGGGUUCAGCGUGGAAGACGGGAUUAUUUGCAGUUUAAUGCGGGGAGGAAUCGCUGAGCGUGGGGGCAUUCGAGUUGGUCAUCGUAUUAUUGAGAUCAAUGGGCAGAGUGUGGUGGCCACAGCCCAUGAGAAGAUCAUCCACAUUCUGUCCACUGCUGUAGGAGAGAUUCAUCUGAAGACUAUGCCAACAUCAACGUACCGUCUCCUGACUGGACUAGAUCAACCCGUGUUCCUUUAAGAGGCUGGUCCUCUCAGGUCCUCACCAUCAGAUGCAAAUGUAUAUGGAAAUUUAUAUUUUACUGCUUCUAAACUUCUACUUUUUAGCAGAAUGGUAUAGAGAUUAUGGGCCUUCAUUUGAAAGCUGUUUUAGAGAGCUAGUUUUUUAACUGCUUUCUUUUGUAAUGUGUACCGUACAUUUGCCUGUUUAUGCUGCCAAGCCAAGGUGCCUGAAGGGAUGUCUUGUGUUUGAAUGACUAUGUAUUACAGUGGCGGCUGCUGGUCUUUCAAAGAGGGGAAGCUCAUUUUCGGCCUACAUUAUAAACUUAUUUACCCUAUUUUUUGCACUAAAUCAAUCUUAGGUGUUGAUCUGCCCUGCUGUUUAAUUCUAAUUUUUUCCUCGUAAGGAAGACUUUCAAAUGGCUUCACCAAAAUCAGGUCGACAAUAUUAGCACCGUCUGCCAUCGUGCGCAGUUUCACCCGUACGACGCUAACCUAGCCUACUGUAUGAAUGAAUGAAUGAAUGAACGAACGAACGAACGAACGAACGCUCUAAAAUAAAAUAUAUUAAACUUGGUAAAACUGAAACAAGGAAUGUGGUGUAUAAUUGUGUGAAAUGUAUUAUGCAAAUUGACUAUCAAUUUCAGCCAAACAAAUAUAAAGAAAUAGGUUGCAGCAGUUUGUCUUUCGACUACACUUGAGAAAUCCGCGAUGGGACUGAGCGUGAAAUAGCUUCAGUGACUUCUUAUAGUACAGAUUCGCUGUCAAUCAAAAGGAGAUGCAGUCUUUCGACAGAUCCUCCAAUCAUCACGCGGAAGCUCGGAGUCCGGGCCAGCCCACUCCUCAUUCACCCCCAGAGACGCUGAGCGUCCGUGGGCGGGACAUAAUCGCAGCAUUUAUCCAAUGACCGUCUAUUUUCGGAGCACUGAAAAAAACUGUUCAGAGCAGCCCCAUUGAAGUCAAUGGACGCUCGGCUUCAACAGGGAAAUGCACUGACGCUACGGGACUGUAUGAGAAGUAAAUAUGUAAUGUAGCUGAUUCUGAACGAACUCGUCUUCGAGAUGAACGUGUUAUAACGCAUUUUUAGUCAAUAAAUUGUUUACACAAUAGUACAUAUUUGACCAUUAUUUUUUUGACAUUAUAGGGGAAGCUGAGCUUCCCUUGCAGUCUUAAAGAAAUCCCCACUGAUGCAUUAGAAUCCACAUCCAGUCUGAAUGCCUUACAUGCAGAUCAUCUUGAGGCUUCCAUCACAAGCUUCUUGCACUUCUGCAAUAUCACUGCUAUGACUUGAUGUUUUUUAAAGGGUUUACAUGCUCUUUCCCUGCUCAGAAUUUAGUGCCUGUAAAAAUGAAUGGACCCUGUAUCAUCCCAUGGUUCAUUUAAAGCAUUAGUAAGAGGUAUAUUUUAAUAACUGCUGUAUUGGAUGUUUAUUAAA
Messenger RNA from Xyrauchen texanus (razorback sucker), 3963 nucleotides. Its product is annotated as amyloid-beta A4 precursor protein-binding family A member 3-like. The coding region runs from base 301 to 2550 and encodes 749 amino acids. NCBI's taxonomy places the organism in Eukaryota, Metazoa, Chordata, Actinopteri, Cypriniformes, Catostomidae. Gene Ontology annotation, cellular component: plasma membrane; cytoplasm; dendritic spine. The record is from RefSeq and is a predicted model, not a curated record. Gene Ontology annotation, biological process: chemical synaptic transmission. Gene Ontology annotation, molecular function: amyloid-beta binding; protein binding. The transcript has 11 exons.